Molecule: messenger RNA, 2560 nt
Organism: Hordeum vulgare subsp. vulgare (domesticated barley)
Lineage: Eukaryota; Viridiplantae; Streptophyta; Magnoliopsida; Poales; Poaceae
Product: nuclear pore complex protein NUP85
Exons: 18
Coding region: 76-2271 (731 amino acids)
Biological process (GO): mRNA export from nucleus; positive regulation of DNA-templated transcription; protein import into nucleus
Cellular component (GO): nuclear pore outer ring
Molecular function (GO): structural constituent of nuclear pore
Source: RefSeq, a predicted model, not a curated record
ACCUUUCCUCCCGACGCCGCCCCAAAUCCUCCCCGCCGCCCCUCCCACCAAAACCCUAGCUCUUGCUCGCUGGCGAUGCCGGGCAUGCCGGCCGACAGCGGGGGCGCCAUCGUCCGUUUCUCGGGGGAACCAAAGCACGCGGCGUCGGCACCGCCUGUGCGGCCCAUCCGCCACGGCGUGCCGCCGCCCAUCUCCCGCGUCUACAUCUCCUGGUCAAGCGGCAACCUCCUGCAGGUCGCCUGCCUACGGCCUCCGAAUCCGGAGGAAGGCGCCGGCCGCGGCGCGGAGGAGGUUGCCGGGAGCGUGGUAGAGGUGAACCUCGGCGUCGGCGCUGGCAAUGGCGGCGCGGAGGUCGAGGGGGAGGUCGAUGAUGCGGAGAUGCGGCGGAUCGAGUACGGUUCAGUACCGGCCUUCGCGCUGCUGCAGAGCAGGAAGAACGCCCUCGCAGAUGCUGCUGCUAUGCAGCACAUGCACUCGGUCUCAGAGCACGCGGAAUGGUGGCAAUAUGUGCUCGAAUACAGCAAAACCAUCGGUAAUCUUCUUGGCAAUCCAGAUUCUCUUCCUGCUUUCAUGAUUGAAGACCCGAGGGCAAUUCUUAAGGUUAGAGAGAAGCCUACUAGUUUAAAGGCUGCCUGGGAAUUGUUGGAGAUAUUCUAUGUUGACAAAGAGUUACACAGCUGGCUUCCGGAGCGACUCGUUGAUUGGUUAGCUGAUUACGACAGCCUCUUGACCAAGACGGAUGGCACGGUGUAUUGCAAGCUCAAUAAUUUCCAAAAAAAGCUAAUCAACCUGCAGAUUGUUGAAAAUGAUGAUGAUUACUGGAAUGGAUUAUCGGCAGCACUGUCAGUUGGAUGGCUUGAUGUCGUGGUGAAUAUGCUACGUUUUCAUGGAUCAUACCAAUUGGAUCAGAUGGACAACCGUGAGACAGAAAACGGGUUGGUUGAGGCUGUUGCAGUUCUUGUCUCAACCAUGCCGCGCAUGAGACCGGAUUUACCAAAGGGUAAAUUAGGCCAGUGCUGUAAAACAAGACCUGAUUUCAUCAAGACAUGGGAAAAAUGGCGAGGUCAAGUAAGUAAACUGGAGUGCAGUGCAUUUUGGAUUCAGUGCAGUCACCAAAAAACUCGUGAUGGUUUGAAGAAUCUGCUUCACAUCAUGUUGGGAAAUAUAAAGGACCUCACUGCUGCUACUUCCCAUUGGCUGGAACUAUUCGCUUCUCAUUUUCUUUAUAUAAGACCAUUUACGGUGGGCUUUGAAGGGAUGCAUCACUUAGCACAGAAAUGCAUACAACUUAAGCCGUCUUUCGACACUAAUGGAUUAACAGGCCUCCUUAAUGGAAUCCUAUCAGAAAAUCCAGAGGUUGUCUUGGCGGAAUGCACAACAAAAUUUGGACCUUGGAUGGUUGCACACGGUAUGGAGCUGUUGGCAGCUGAUAAUGACUAUGCAGAUAUUAUGCUGCAUGAAGAGCGGCCUAACUUUGGUGGCAUAAGCAUAGAAGAACUGCACCGGCUAGUCUACGCUCAAGUUCUGUGUUCUCAUUCUUUAACUUGGCAGAUCGCACCGACUUAUCUGUCCUCGUGUCUAAACCAAGGUCUAGGUCUGCUGGAGAUUCUACUCCUCAAGCAACCCAUACAAGAUAACCGUCUAGUGCUGAAGACUUUGGAACUUUGUCGUUUGUAUGAACUGGAGGAUGUUGGUACGAACAUCAUGAAGAUUGCAGGCAUUUACCAUUGGAAGCAUGGUAGAAAAGGAACUGGGGUUUACUGGUUUCAGCAAGCUCAUGAUAAAGUACGACUUGAUAGAAUUGCUCAACAAUUAUUUGAACGCAUUGGGAAGUCAGUUGCAGAUGAUAAUUUUAAGCAAUGGGAAGGGUUGCUCGAGCUACUAGGUUCAGACAUUGGUAGUGCAGGUGGUCUUGAGUUCCUUCACAGGUACCGGGAUUUCAAGAGAUCCCUUCAACAGGCACUAGAAGGAAGAACCGGCGAGGCUGCUCGGCAGACCGUGGAGUUUCUUAUACAGCUAAUGAGAAAUCCUUCUACACCACAACGUUUCUGGCUGCCCCUUCUACAUGACUCAGUGAAACUACUUAACUGCAAACCCCACCCUUUAUUGAAUGUUGCCGAGACGACCUUGUUGCUCAAUAAGCUACAAGAACUGUCAAUGGCCAAGCUGCGUCCUGACUUCUGCAGUAAUCACCUACCAAUCCAUGCACUGAGCUCUGUCAGGUUGGCCCUGGGAUCAAACCUCGCCCGUGCCAUUCUUGAAGAAGCUUGAAUGCUGUAUCUGGUGGAGGAUUGGCUCCAGUUUGGUGGCGUUGCUCGGCAGUUACCAGGCUCAGUAUUUUGUUGUUGUUGAGAAGAGUUUGAAUUCGUUUCGCUCUGGUUCAGCGGCUCUGCCAUAGAUGUACCAUCUAUUGUUUUUAGCUUUGGUGAUCUCAGCUGUCUGUCGUAUUUUAUACGAAGCGGGGUGCUCGUGACUGUAUCAUUGGGUAAAAAACCCGGCAUGUUGCUAAAAAUCUAGUGUACUCACAGUGAGCCUGUCGAAAAAGAAAGUACAGUGCUUA